Messenger RNA from Emiliania huxleyi CCMP1516, 1071 nucleotides. RefSeq lists its product as hypothetical. The record is from RefSeq and is a predicted model, not a curated record. The transcript is spliced from 2 exons. Lineage: Eukaryota; Haptophyta; Isochrysidales; Noelaerhabdaceae. The annotation marks the transcript as partial.
UUGCAGGGCGUGACGCUGCCGGCGGCGAUGCUGGCGGGCGCGAACCUCAAGGGAUCUGACCUGCGCGGCGCGGAUCUCGUAAAGGCGCUGGCCGGCACCAACCUGCGGGAUGCCGACCUGCGUAAGGUGAAGCUCGACAACGUGGAGGGGUCCGAGGGCGUCGUGCUGCUGGCGGUGGAGGGGGAGAAGGGGAAGGAGCUGGGCGAGGAGUGGAUGGCGUGGGGCAUGGCGCUGCGGGACGAGCCGGGCGAGUCGGUGCGCGUCGUUGUGCUCAACGGGGCGCAGCUGCAGGGGGCAGAUCUCCACAGGGCGCAGCUGCAGGGGGCAGAUCUCAGCGACGCGCAGCUGCAGGGGGCAAAUCUCGGCAUGGCGCAGCUGCAGGGGGCAUCUCUCUACACGGCGCAGCUGCAGGGGGCAUAUCUCCGCAGGGCGCAGCUGCAGGGGGCAAAUCUCAGCGAGGCGCAGCUGGAGGGUGCAGAUCUCGGCAUGGCGCAGCUGGAGGGGGCAGAUCUCCGCGAGGCGCAGCUGGAGGGGGCAGAUCUCUACAAGGCGCAGCUGCAGGGGGCACAUCUCCGCUUGGCGCAGCUGGAGAAGGCAGAUCUCCGCGAGGCGCAGCUGGAGGGGGCAGAUCUCGGCAUGGCGCAGCUGGAGGGGGCAUAUCUCAGCGAGGCGCAGCUGCAGGGGGCAUAUCUCCGCGAGGCGCAGCUGGAGGGGGCAGAUCUCGGCAUGGCGCAGCUGCAGGGGGCAAAUCUCCGCGAGGCGCAGCUGGAGGGGGCAGAUCUCAGCGAGGCGCAGCUGGAGGGGGCAGAUCUCACCCGGGCGCAGCUGCAGGGGGCAGCUCUCGGGGGCGCCGACCUGCGCGGCGCCGACCUGAAGAAUGCCGACUUGCGCGGCGCCGACCUGAAGAAUGCCGACCUGCGCGGCGCCGACCUGAAGAAUGCCGACUUGCGCGGCGCAGUCCUCAUCGGCGUCAACCUCGAGAAGGCCGACCUCGAGGGCGCCAAACUGCAGGGCGCGAAGUUCGAGCGCGCCGUCCUCGCUGGCGUCAAGCUCAUCGGCGCCAAGUUCUCA